Fusarium verticillioides 7600 is the source of this 441-nucleotide messenger RNA. RefSeq lists its product as hypothetical. Bases 1 to 441 code for a protein of 146 amino acids. Lineage: Eukaryota; Fungi; Ascomycota; Sordariomycetes; Hypocreales; Nectriaceae. The transcript has a single exon. The record is from RefSeq and is a predicted model, not a curated record.
AUGCAAGCAUUCCAAUACGGCGGCCCAGAAUCUCCAUUUGCGCUUCAAACACUCCCCAUCCCCACGCCAAAACAGGGCCAGGCCCUCAUCUCAGUCAAAGCAGCCGGCCUUUGUCAUACCGACGCCCAUUACGUUGAUGGACACGGUAUCUCUAUGCUGGGAUAUCUUCCAAUUACUCUUGGGCACGAAGUAGCCGGGACUGUCGUCAAGCUCGGAUCAGAGCCAUCACCAGUUCAAAUAGGCGACCGCGUGGUAGUCGCCUUAGUAGCUCAUCCUGUUGAGAAGGCAACACGAUCCACGACAAUUGGGCUCGGUUACGAUGGCGGCUAUAGCGAAUUUGCGAUAGCUCAUUAUGAACACCUGGUCAAGAUUCCAGAGGAGUGUCCUUCCCUCAAGCAGCUGUUGCCACGGAUUCUAUCUCCACGGCAUAUCACGCUGUAG